GUAAAAGGCGCAUGUGAAUAGGUCCGAGGGGGCCCCGUGCAUGCGGAUGGGAGCGCGUGGCUCCUCCCAUGCACCUGAUGGGGGAGUAUUUACGGCUCCAUACAGCUACUCGCCGCACUGUUCCCAAAGAGCGCAGCGCGCACCAUGACUCUCCUCUGGACUUAAAGGAUAAGGAGCUCCGUCUUCUUCACACCGAGACUCGCCUCUGUCUUUUCCGCGAAGAAACCAAAAAAAGUUGGCAAAAGUUGCCCACUCGUUUUUUGUCUUUUUUUUUUUUCUUUCCAAGAUGCCACGCUCGUUUCUGGUCAAGAAACACAUAAACUCCGCAAAGAAGCCCAAUUAUAGCGAACUGGAGAGCCCGACAGUGUUCUUCACGCCGCACAUCUACAGGGGCAUCCCCCUGCCCGUCAUCCCCCAGCCGGAGACCCUGAGCCCGGCGGCGUACAGCCCCAUCACCGUGUGGACCACCAGCAGCCUGCCGCUGUCCCCGCUCCCCAGCGACCUCUCCCCCAUCUCCGGCUACCCGUCGUCGCUCUCCGACGCCUCGUCCAAGGACCACAGCGGCUCCGAGAGCCCGCGGAGCGAUGAGGACGAGCGGAUGCUGCCCAAGCUGACGGACCCUCACGGCGCGGAGGCGGAGAAGUUCCAGUGCGGCUUGUGCAGCAAGUCGUACUCCACCUACUCGGGGCUGCUGAAGCACAAGCAGCUGCACUGCGACGCCCAGACGAGGAAGUCCUUCAGCUGCAAAUACUGCGAGAAGGAGUACGUGAGCCUGGGGGCCCUCAAGAUGCACAUCAGGACUCACACGUUGCCUUGCGUUUGCAAGAUAUGCGGGAAAGCUUUCUCCAGACCGUGGCUGCUCCAGGGACACAUCAGGACGCACACCGGAGAGAAGCCGUUCUCCUGCCCUCACUGCAACAGGGCCUUUGCGGACCGCUCCAAUCUCAGGGCCCACCUGCAGACCCAUUCGGAUGUGAAAAAGUACCAAUGCAAGAGCUGCUCCAAAACCUUCUCCAGGAUGUCUCUUCUUCACAAGCAUGAGGAAUCUGGUUGUUGUGUAGCACACUGAACUGGGAUACUUUCUUUUUUUUUUUUUCUCCCACCAAGCCCGGAGGAAAAAAAAAGAAAAAAACUCUUGUUGCUUCAUUUAUUUUUUUUUCCCCAGGAGAACUGUGAGGGGAUCACAGCGAAGGGUGUUUGUUCCCGAGUAUGCAGACUUCUUCCUUCUUUUUUUUUUUUUUGUUUGUUUUUUUUCGAGCGGUCCACAUUUCAUUUCAGAGUGAGAAAUAGCUCUGAGCUCACGUGCUUCCUCUCGAGCUCCGUCGUGUCAUGUACUUACCUACCUGUGCUAUUCAUGCACUUUCCCCCCCCUCCCCCCCGCCCUGCAUGUCUAGAAUGUUUUUAAUGUGUCCUUACGAUGUCAUCUUCAGUGUUCUGUACGAUUAUCGAUGGCUGUCAUGCAGUCCCUCCACUUUUUUUUUUUCUUCUCACCAACGAUACCAAACGGCGCAUUAUGAAUGACAGUACACGUGUAUAAGGAAUACUGAAGCCAUUGUUACUUAGGGAACAAGUGCAAACUUAAGUUUUUAGGGUGAAAUAUUAUUACUUUUGCACAGUCAUUAGAAACAAAAGUUUGCCAGCACUCAAAUAGCAGAACAAACCUUCUCAAGUGCCUCAGCUUUUCUUGGCAAUAAUAUGUAUUAUUCAACAGUUUCCUGUUAUAUUUUUAUAUAUUGAAUGUAAGCGUGACUGAGAUGAUUGUAUAUGUACAGUGAAAACUGUGACGCUGAAUGACUUUUGAUAUUUUCAUA
Messenger RNA from Pungitius pungitius (ninespine stickleback), 1811 nucleotides. It is a transcript of the gene snai2, whose product is annotated as snail family zinc finger 2. The record is from RefSeq and is a predicted model, not a curated record. Bases 287 to 1069 code for a protein of 260 amino acids. Gene Ontology annotation, biological process: regulation of DNA-templated transcription. NCBI's taxonomy places the organism in Eukaryota, Metazoa, Chordata, Actinopteri, Perciformes, Gasterosteidae. The transcript has 3 exons. Gene Ontology annotation, molecular function: RNA polymerase II cis-regulatory region sequence-specific DNA binding; DNA-binding transcription factor activity, RNA polymerase II-specific.